AUGCAAGGUGGAGCCACUGUCUGCUCCGGCCACCGGUUUUUUUGCCUUGUUGUGCCGCAUUCAAUUCAUCCCCGACUCAACAACUCGACUCGGUUGUCGCGACCCAUUCCGGUUCAGUUCAGAUCCAUAUUUGCGUCGAAUGGCGAUACCAAGCGGUUCGGAUCCAAGCCGAAUCUCAUUCCCAGAGCUGUUGAUUCUUCCACCGCUCAACCUUCCGUGGUUUCCGACGAUGGCUUGUCCGUUUCUAAGGUUUCUUUUGGUGUGAUUGGUCUAGGUGUUGGACUCUCACUCUUGUCCUAUGGUUUUGGGGCAUAUUUUAAUCUUGUCCCUGGAUCUGAAUGGUCAGCUUUGAUGCUAACAUAUGGCUUUCCUCUUGCAAUUAUUGGAAUGGCACUCAAGUAUGCAGAACUCAAGCCAGUCCCAUGCCUCACAUAUUCAGAUGCUCAAAGCUUGCGGGAAAAAUGUGCAACUACAAUUCUUAAACAGGUGAUAAAUUGUAGAUUCAUACUUACAGCCCGACUAGGAAGCACACCAUGUCUUGUCAGAAACUUAUUAAGUGACCAUCUUGUGCUUUCACAGGUGAAGAGUGAUGUCACCAGGUAUCGCUAUGGAGAUGAGCAACAUUUGGAUGAGGCAUUGAAACGGAUAUUUCAGUAUGGCCAAGGAGGAGGAAUACCGAGGAGAAGUGCUCCUGUUCUACAAUUAAUUCGUGAAGAAGUCACACAAGAUAGUAAAUACUGUUUGGUUUUGGUUUUUGAGGCCAAGGCUCUGCAGUUGUCAGAUUUUGAACAAAGACAGGCCAAAUUUGCUUCAUUCUUUGGGCCAGGAAUUACAGCUGAAAUUGGUAAGGGCGAACAAGACUUAUUUGAGGUUAGGCUUAUCUCCAAUAUAGACCCCAAUGCUUCCCCUUCAUGA
Sphenostylis stenocarpa is the source of this 915-nucleotide messenger RNA. NCBI's taxonomy places the organism in Eukaryota, Viridiplantae, Streptophyta, Magnoliopsida, Fabales, Fabaceae. The record is from the annotation of a GenBank genome assembly.